AUGCAUCUCCCUUCCACUCUCGCCCUCCUAGCCUCCUACUUCGGCCUCACCACCGCCCUCCACCUCCCCGACGGCGUCUGGGAAGGCACCAUCCUUUCCAACGGCACCUACUCCAUCAAAGCCGCCGACGCCCCCGACAGUGACUCCUUCCUCGUUGAGCCGACAACCAGCAGCACCCCAAAGAGGUCCGGGCCCAUCGCCAAGCGCUACGUCGGGUGCUUCGGCUACCAACUCGAUGCGAGCGGCGUCGACGCCGCCGUGGUGGGCUUGAAGAACUGGGCUGGCAGCGGCCACACGCUGACGAGCGGCGACAAGAACACGUUUUUGGCGGUGUCGGCCGAGGGCAUGAUUGUGUACUAUUGCAUUGAUGCGCCGCGGAGCAGUGGUAAUCUUGAUGUUGAUGAUGUCAACUAUGCGCUGGCGCAGAUGGAUGCUACUUGUCGGAGGUAUGAGGCGAGUUACUUCAAGUGGGAUGGGAGCGUGGAGAUUGUCGGCAAGGGACGCGCUGGAGACAAUGUCUGCGUUUGA
Neurospora crassa OR74A is the source of this 528-nucleotide messenger RNA. RefSeq lists its product as hypothetical. The transcript has a single exon. The record is from RefSeq and is a predicted model, not a curated record. Bases 1 to 528 code for a protein of 175 amino acids. NCBI's taxonomy places the organism in Eukaryota, Fungi, Ascomycota, Sordariomycetes, Sordariales, Sordariaceae.